This is a messenger RNA of Pleurotus ostreatus (oyster mushroom), 2202 nucleotides long. RefSeq lists its product as uncharacterized. Gene Ontology annotation, molecular function: ATP binding; ATPase-coupled lipid transmembrane transporter activity; ATP hydrolysis activity. Lineage: Eukaryota; Fungi; Basidiomycota; Agaricomycetes; Agaricales; Pleurotaceae. Bases 1 to 2202 code for a protein of 733 amino acids. The transcript is spliced from 10 exons. The record is from RefSeq and is a predicted model, not a curated record. Gene Ontology annotation, biological process: transmembrane transport.
AUGCGCCUUCCUUUAUUUUGCCUCAAGUUAUGGCUCAGCCUCCACAUGUCCUGCUCUGACCCCGUCUGCCCGAUGUCCAGCCCCCCACCCAGUGAGCAUGCCCCCAAGCCGGGCAUUGCACCACCACCCAAAGCCCACAGCUCUCCGGACAGUGCUGAGGUCGUCUUCCAGGCUUGGCUGGCUUCAAGAGCGGUUCCGAGGGCCAAGACCGCCUCGUAUCUCUUCCCCGGCGCGCAGAGACCGUUCAGUGCAGAGAACUUCCGGCUCGCGUACCGCAUCAUUCAGGAGUGCGCGUAUGACUUGUUCUUCACGCUGUGGAGUCUGCAUCCCAUUAGAGCGACCAUCAUGAUGGCCAUGAACAUGAUACGCAGUCUGUUACCCGCGUUUCGCGGCUACUCGCAGGCUAUGCUCAUAGACGAGUUGCAAUCCCUUGUCGUCUCCGGUCACUUUACAUGGUAUCGAAUCGGCCAAAUGUUGUUCGUGGAGGUUCUCCGACGCGUCAUUGAGGGUUUGCUUGAUUCGCUCGCCGCCACAAAUGAAUCCUUAGUGUUAAACUCUGUACGCUUCCAUAUAGAACAUCAGCAACUCUCUCAACGCGUUCGGCUCGAUCUCCCCACCCUCUCGGACCCGUUUGUUCGUGAACUUCUCCAGGAAUCCGAUCUCUUCGCUCGUUCGUUCCACGUCACAGGCAAUGGAUUUGGUCUACUUUCACCGUUGGAAGCGUUUCGCGUCCUUUCCUUAAUUGCCGAAAUCGCUUCUCACCUCUGGGUCAUCUACUCCUUGACACACUGCACAACCCAUGUAUGCGUCCUUAUUUUCUCAUCAUUUCCCGCUGCGUUUCCCCUGCUCAUGGCCUGGCUUGGGCCUGCCGUAUCCUUCGGUUCCCACGGCCACGCAACUGAAUCCGACCCAUGGUCCUUUUCAAAUCAAGAAGAGGCCCAGGCAUCCGAGCGACAGGAAAAACUGCGCAACUUGGCAUACAACGAUUCUUUCCGUCCUGAGGUUGAGCUUUUCGGUCUUGGCCCAUGGAUUUUGCAUUCCUGGUCUGCUGCCAGGAAAGUUCUUCUUGGUGCAGAACAGCGGAACCUAGCGACAGAGUAUUCAGUCCUUGCCAACCUACACGUUUCUGAGCUUUUCUCUGCACUCCAGCACAUUCCUCUCAUUAUCAUGCUCCAGACGUCUUCAGCAUCUCUCGGGUCCGUAACUCUCUACCGCAGCUCAAUCCAGUCGGUCGUUUUUGCCACGAGAAACCUUCUUUCGGUCGUGCGUAUGGCUUUUCAGGGCGUUUUUCUCAUGGGUGCUUUUUACGCGGCCAUGAACAUCAAGCCGCGACUCCAGCCCAAGAAAGAGGAUAUCAUCGCGUACAAGCAGAUUCCCGGCGGCGCCAAGAUUGAUGUUAGGGGGCUGUCUUACACUUAUCCAGGAAGUAAUGAGCCUGCUUUGCGGGACGUGAAUUUCACCCUGCAAGCCGGCGAAACAUUAGCCAUCGUGGGGCACAACGGGUCUGGCAAAUCAACGCUUGCGAACAUCCUGCUCCGCAUUGUCGAUUUUUCCGACGGUCAAUUACUCGUUAAUGACGUGGAUAUUCGUCGGUAUGCGCCUGCGGAAUACCACGACCAUGUUACGGCCGUCUUCCAAGGAUUCUCCAAGUUCAGUACGACAGUGCAGGAGAAUGUCGGGCUUGGAUAUGUGCCUCAUGUACAAUCCCCCGAGGCGGUGAAUCAUGCGCUGGAACUCGCGGAUGCGGACGGCGUCGUGAACGCACUCCCCAAGGGCCUACAGACCAAGCUCGAGUCGUCUGUGUACGACCCAGCACCGUUUGGUGGACCCAAUUCGGCGUUUUCCCCGUCUACAGGACAUCACGGACUGUCCGGUGGAGAGUGGCAAAGAGUUGCAGUUGCCCGCGCGUUCAUGCGCGCGCGCCAGCCUGGCGUUGAUCUGUUGUUGUUUGAUGAACCUACUUCUUCACUCGAUGCACAUGCCCAGAAUCACGUAUUUAAUACCAUUGCCAACGUUUCGAAAGAUCCUGUCUCCGGCGCCAGGACGAAGUCGGUUAUAUUCAUCACGCACCGACUUUCUACCGCGCGCCGCGCAGAUAAAGUGGCCAUGAUGGAGAACGGGACCAUUUCUGAAUUUGGAAGCCACGAAGAAUUGCUCCGCAAGCAAGGAUCAUACGCCGCUCUUUACGACGCAUCUGUUUGA